This is a messenger RNA of Paramisgurnus dabryanus, 1421 nucleotides long. RefSeq lists its product as uncharacterized. The record is from RefSeq and is a predicted model, not a curated record. NCBI's taxonomy places the organism in Eukaryota, Metazoa, Chordata, Actinopteri, Cypriniformes, Cobitidae.
AUGGGCUUUACUGGCAGACGCUGUGUCAUGGAUGGAAAUGGAGAUUGGUCGUCCAAGAAAAUCAGAAAACACAGAAGUCAGUCGCCUUGUCGCGAUGUGUCACCUGUGCCAUCACAUUUCUCAGAACCGGUGUCACUCUUGCAGCGACGGGAUGUAAUUGCCAGCCUUCCACGCUUACCUGGUGUCAGGGAACCAAUCAGGGAUGAAGAUGACGAUGAUGAUGUUCGGAGUCACAAGAGCUUGCCAGCAUUGACUGCAUUGACCCUCCAAUCAAAACAGAUAAGAUCACACAAAGUCAUUGCUGGUUUACCCCCCAUCAUAACCUCCAGGUGUAGUUUGAUUGUGAAAGGCACUGGGUGUAAAACUGGCUUCAAGCUGCCACCAAUUACCAAAUCCAAGAAGUUUUGGAUGGAAACGGACCUCCAGAGACCUCCUUGCAGGGCUGGAUGCAGGCCUGAGAAAAGGGAAUUCAAUUCAAAACCCACUCAUGCAUUCAUCCAUCCGAAAAUUGUUCCUGUCAACCAGACAGCUUUGUCUGUCAAGGUGCACAAUGUUGAAGAAAAUGAGCCCUGCAUAGCCACUGCCGGAGCCUCUGGAGUGUCUCCGAGAUCUCGCCUAACUUUCCAAAGUCCUGUAGUGCAGGCAGUGUAUCCUAUCAGUCCUCAUGACGUACAGCAGAUGAGGCAGGCUGACAUAGCGUGCCAGCCCCUGAGGUCUGUGCUGAAGAAAGCUCAUGCAUCAAACGGCCGAGUGUUUGACUGCCCGCUGGCGACCCACCUGUUGGAGCCCUUUUCUGGGUUUCAGGAGCAUCUCUGUCGCCAAAUCCUCCACUCUCCUCUUCCUUAUCGCACGGCUCUACCGCAGCCCCGCGUUCCUUGUCGACAGGAUCAGGUGGAUCUGUUGUCUGCAUGCAGGGGUCCGUACAACUCACUGAUGGAACGCACUGUGGAGCUUUGCAACUCUCAGGGACAGAAGUUUCCCAAGAUAACCAUGACCUGCCCAACACCUUCCCCGAAACGCCUGUGCCGCACAGGGAUGAGACAUGCGGCUUGAGUAAAGAAAGCAGCAAGAUUUAUGUUUAGUUGACUUUUCAAAUCUUGAUUUUUACAUUUGUACAAAAGGACUUACAGUGCAUUCAAACUAUAGUUUUUGUAUGUGCAUUUCCUGGGAAUCGAACCCAUGACCAUGGCAUUGCUACUUUAGCUGAAAUUCUUGACAUAGUCAAAAUUAAUUGACUUACGCUUACAAAAAAGGUGCUUCAAAAACUUUGAAACUUUUAAACUGGAGCUCAUGUGCCUUUUCUGUACACAGUUUUGUGUAGUCAAGACACGGCUGUAUGACAUGUCAUCAUUCAUCUGGUUGCCAUGGAAACGCAAAGGAUCAUUAAGCCAUGUCGAAGCUGGACCCUGGGGUCUGUACUG